UCAGUUAGGUUUGAAGAAAAAAAAAGUCUCAGCUCUCGUCUCAAACAGUGCAGUGGAGCAACAAGGGGGCCGAGAGCGCCUUCCCGACUUUUUCAAUUAUAUAGCCCACAAAGAGAACUGGACGAAACUGUAGGCUAUCAUCUCAGCUACUAUAAUUUGACCUAAUCAACUCGGAGAUUGAGGAUUAUAACACUUAGUCAGAGAAGAUGUCAACCUCAGACGAGGCAGACGGGCUUCGGCCGAGAUAUGGGUCCGUUCUGGAUGGUGUGGAGCGACUCACAGCAGAGGAGAUGGACGAGAGGAGGCAGCAGAACAUGGCCUACGAGUACCUCUGUCAUCUGGAAGAGGCUAAACGGUGGAUGGAGGCGUGUCUGGAUGAGGAGCUCCCUCCCACCACAGAGCUGGAGGAGGGGCUUAGGAACGGGGUGUACCUGGCCAAACUGGGCAACUUCUUCGCACCACGAACCGUCUCCAUCAAGAAGAUCUACGACCGCGAGCAGACCCGCUACAAGGCCACUGGGCUUCAUUUUAGACAUACAGACAACGUCAUCCAGUGGCUCAACGCCAUGACCGAGAAGGGUCUACCAAAGAUCUUCUAUCCAGAGACUACAGACAUCUACGACAGGAAGAACAUGCCGCGCUGCAUCUACUGCAUACAUGCUCUCAGUUUGUACCUGUUCAAGCUGGGUCUAGCCCCUCAGAUCCAGGAUCUGUAUGGCAAGGUGGAUUUCACAGAGGAGGAGAUUAACAACAUGAAGAGUGAACUGGAGAAGUACGGAAUCCAGAUGCCCGCCUUCAGCAAGAUUGGCGGCAUCCUGGCCAAUGAGCUGUCAGUGGAUGAGGCUGCAUUGCAUGCGGCAGUGAUAGCCAUCAAUGAGGCCAUAGACCAGGGGGUUCCCGAGGGCACUAUGGCUGCCAUGCAGAACCCCAACGCCAUGCUGCUUCAGAUGAACACCUGCUCUGCCCAGCACUACCAGGACAUGCUGCACAGCGCCAAGGCUGAGAAGGUGGCCAACUCACGCAAACGGCUGGGGGAGAACUCAGACGCAGAGAGAGACGUCUAUGAAGAGCUCCUCACACAAGCUGAGAUCCAGGGCAACGUCAACAAGGUCAACUUGACCAGUUCCCUGAGUGCAGCUGAGCAGGCCCUGCUGAGUAGUGAUGAAGACAGGUUGUACGAGGCACUCCGCUCCCAGGCUUUGGGCCUACACGGCCUGCAGGCCCAGAACAAGGGCUGGUACCUCAAACAGCUGAUGGCUGCCCGCGAGGACAAAGAACAGAAUUCUCCAGGGGAGGCGCUGACGAAAGAUGAGUUGCAGACUGGAGUAGAUGCAGCCAAUGGGAUUGCAGCAGGCUACCAGAAAAUGUUGCAGGCGGUGGAGAGGAUCAACACAGCCAUCAGAGCAGGUGUCCCCGAGAACACGGCGGCAGAGCUGAUGAACCCUGAUGCCCAGCUGCCCGAGGUCUACCCCAGCGCUGCCGACCUCUACCAGAGAGAACUGACCAGCCUGCAGCAGCAGAGCCCAGAGGGUUCUCUGUCCCACCCGGAGCUACUGGUUGCCGUGGAGAUGUUGUCGUCGGUGGUGUUGAUAAAUAGGGCGUUGGACGUGGGCGACCGGAAUUCCAUGUGGAGACAACUGGCCAGCGCCGUUACUGGACUCAGUAACGUAGAGGACGAAUACGCACAGAGGUAUAUGGAUGAAUUGAUGCGGCUGAAGGCAGUGGCCAGGGAGGAAGGCAGUGACUAUCUGACCUGGAACGACAUCCAGGCCUGUGUUGACCAGGUCAACUUGACCAUACAGGAGGAGCACGAACGUAUCGUGGCCAUCGGUCAGAUCAACGAAGCUCUGGAUGGGGGAGACCCACAGAACACCCUAGAAGCCCUCCUGCACUCUGCAGCCAAGCUAACAGACGUAGACCCCUCCAUCGCCCAGCACUACUAUGACAAACUGCUUGAGGCCCGCAGGGAGAAGGCACAUGAGACCCAGGACCCCUCCGCUGUGCUCUGGUUGGAUGAGAUCCAGGACGCCAUACUGACGGCCAAUAAGGAUACCCAGGAGGCCUUGCAGUUCUCCCAGGCCAUCCAGGCCAUCAACGGAGCGGUGGACAGUGGCGAGGCGUCUCAGACCCUGGCUGCGCUGCGCUCCCCUGGGGCCGGCCUCUACGGAGUCACCCCUGAGUGUGCCCAGAACUACCAGGACGACCUGGCCAAGGUCAAACAGGACAAGACCCAGGAGGGUGACAACGGCAGUGACUGGAUGAAGCACUGGGUGAAGGGAGGACACAACUACUACUACAACCUGAAGAAGGGAGAGGGCUCCUGGACCGAACCUGCAGACUUCCUCCAGAACAACACCCAGCUCAACAAGGAGGACAUCCAGUCUGUGGUUUCCGGGGUGACCACCACCUACAACCGGGAGCAGCUGUGGCUUGCCAAUGAGAGCCUGAUUGCCAAGCUGCAGGCUGGAUGCCGUGGCUACCUGGUGAGGAAAGGCCUGAAGGAGAGAAACAACUUCCUGAAAUCCCAGGACCCAGCCAUCACCACCAUACAGGCUCAUUUUAGAGGCUACAAGCAGAGGAAGAUUUAUAUAAAAAGGAAGGAGUACCUGAAUGACCACAGCGAGGAUGCUGUAAAGAUCCAAUCCAUGGUGAGGAUGCACCAAGCUCGCAAGAAGUACAGAGACCGCCUGAAGCACUUCAAGGACCAUAUCAAUGAUGUGGUAAAGAUCCAGGCGUUCAUCAGAGCCAACAAAGCCAGAGGCGAUUACAAGACACUCAUCAGCGCUGACGACCCUCCCAUGGCGGUGGUGCGCAAGUUCGUCCACCUCCUGGACCACAGUGACCAGGACUUCCAGGAAGAGCUGGACCUGAUGAGGCUCCGGGAGGAGGUGGUCACCAACAUCCGCUCCAACCAGCAGCUGGAGAAUGACCUGAACCUGAUGGACAUCAAGAUCGGCCUGCUGGUCAAGAACAAGAUCACCCUGCAGGAGGUGGUGUCCCACAGCAAGAAGCUGACCAAGAAGAACAAGGGAGAGCUGUCCAACCUGAUGAUGAUGAACAAGCAGAGAGGAGGCCUGAAGGCACUGAGCAAGGAGAAGAGGCUCAAGCUGGAGGCCUAUCAGUAUCUCUUCUACCUGCUGCAGACCAACCCCACCUACCUGGCCAAGCUGAUCUUCCAGAUGCCCCAGAAUAAGUCCACUAAGUUCAUGGACUCUGUGAUCUUCACCCUGUAUAACUACGCCUCCAACCAGAGAGAGGAGUACCUGCUGCUCAAACUCUUCAAGACUGCCCUGCAGGAGGAGAUCAAAUCCAAAGUGGACCAGAUCCAGGAGAUCGUCACAGGCAACCCCACUGUCAUCAAGAUGGUGGUGAGCUUCAACCGUGGCGCCCGGGGCCAGAAUGCACUGCGGCAGAUCCUGGCACCUGUCGUCAAGGAGAUCAUGGACGACAAGACGCUGAACAUCAAGACGGACCCGGUGGACAUCUACAAGAGCUGGGUCAACCAGAUGGAGACACAAACUGGAGAGGCCAGUAAACUACCCUAUGAGGUAACACCGGAGCAGGCUAUGAGUCACGAGGAGGUGCGCACGCGCCUGGAAGCGUCCAUCAAGAACAUGAGGACGGUCACAGACAAGUUCCUGUCCGCCAUCAUUGUCUCUGUGGACAAAAUCCCGUAUGGGAUGCGUUUCACCUCCAAGGUGCUGAAGGACACACUCCAUGAGAAGUUCCCCGACGCUACAGAGGAUGAGCUUCUAAAGAUCGUGGGUAACCUGCUGUACUACCGCUAUAUGAACCCGGCCAUCGUGGCGCCCGACGCCUUCGACAUCAUCGACCUGUCGGCCGGAGGUCAGCUGACCACGGACCAACGGCGGAACCUGGGCUCCAUCGCCAAGAUGCUGCAGCACGCCGCGUCCAAUAAGAUGUUCUUGGGGGACAACGCCCACCUCAACCCCAUCAACGAGUACCUCAGCAGCUCCUACCAGAAGUUCAGGCGUUUCUUCUUGGCGGCGUGUGAUGUCCCGUCGUUGGAGGACAAGUUCAACGUGGAUCAAUACUCUGACCUGGUCACGCUCCAGAAGCCCGUCAUCUACAUCUCUAUAGGGGAGGUCAUCAACACACACACGCUGCUGUUGGACCACCAGGAUGCCAUCGCCUCGGAGCACAACGACCCCAUCCACGAGCUGCUGGAGGACCUGGGAGAGGUGCCCACCAUAGAGUCCCUCAUCGGUGAGAGCCCCCUCGCCCCGGGGGACCCCAACAGGGAGACGAUGGGGAAGACGGAGGUGUCCCUCACCCUCGCCAACAAGUUUGAAGUCUCUGGAGAGGCCAAUGCCGAGAUGGACGCCAGGACUCUACUGCUUAACACCAAGCGGCUGAUCGUGGAUGUGAUCCGGUUCCAACCUGGAGAUACGCUAACUGAGAUUCUGGAGGGGGCUGCCAGUCCUGAACAGGAAGUGGAGUACCAGCGUGCUAUGCAACGGCGGGCCAUCCGCGACGCCAAGACCCCGGAGAAGAUGAAGCAGGCCAAGCCGGCGGUGGUGGAUGACAGCCUGACGCUGCAGGGCAAGAAGGACAAGAUCAGGAGCAACCUGCAGCGGCUGGCAGAGCUGGGCAAGGUGCACCCUGAGAACCGCUACCAGGACCUCAUCAACGACAUCGCCAAGGACAUCCGAAAUCAGCGGCGGUAUCGGCAGCGGAGGAAGGCGGAGCUGGUGAAGCUCCAACAGACCAACACCGCCCUCAACUCCAAGACCGCCUUCUACAACGUCCAGAUCGACUACUACAACCAGUACAUCAAGACCUGCAUGGACAACCUGGCCAGCAACAAGGGCAAGCUGUCAAAGAAACCAGGUGACACCAAGGCCAAGAAGAGUAAACAGGUGUCUCAGAAAUACACCGCCGCUCGCCUCCAUGAGAAGGGUGUGCUGAUCGAGAUUGAAGACCUGCAGACAAACCAGUUUAAGAACGUUAUCUUUGAGAUCUCUCCGUCGGAGGCGGUUGGAGUGUUCGAUGUGAAGGCCAAGUUCAUGGGAGUGCACUUGGAGACGUUACAGUUGGAAUACCAGGACCUCCUGCAGCUGCAGUACGAGGGUGUGGCUGUGAUGAAGCUCUUCGACAGGGCCACCAUCAAUGUCAACCUGCUCAUCUUCCUGCUCAACAAGAAGUUUUACGGAAAAUAGAUGGAUGAGACGGGGAGAGAGAGAGGGAAGGAGAGGGGGCUACAGACACUGUUGAGAACAGAACAUCUAACAGAGAGGGCCUUGGCCCCAUGCUGUCUUAUCUUAGCUCGGUUUCCCCCUCUUCCGCACUACUUUAAGUAUGCAUUCAUUAUGUGCCUUAUUGAGAUGGAAUAUUCACCGUACGGUAUGUGCCUUAUUCUCCAAGGAAAAGUCAUCCGGAAGCCUGCUGGAUGCUCCAAGUGUAUCCUAGUCGGGAUCCAGAGUGCGUGAUCCAGAGUGCUUGUUGCGUUUUGUGUUACUAUGUUACUGUAAGGCGGUCAAAGGUAUAAGAUAGGGAUUUGUCUGUGUCAGGCGCUCGUUUUCCGGUUAUUUGAAACACAGUUCAAGAGUUGCAUGUUGAUGACAUCACGCAAGCAAUUUUGUCAUACAGUAUAGCUUUAAGAAACUUGCAAAUCCACUAUUGGCAUAGGAAAUAGCCUUUCAAGAGUAGAGACUAAACUGAACAAUCAAUGUAGAAGAGAUGUUUUAUCAUGCUUUGUGUUAAAUAAAUUUAUAAAUCGAAAACUGUCCUUAUUUAUUCAUGUUUUAAGUGUUGUGAGUCCUCCAAGUAUAGUUAACAUUACUUCCUUUUAUUUUCCUUUAAGGAGCAUAGUUGUAUCAGAGCAAAUCACGUUUCAUAGUUCUUUAGUCACACAUUCAUUAUUAAUUGAAAAUACGGUGACUUCAGUUUUUUUUACUGCGUUAACCACUCUAAAGGAAACCGUUCAUACACUCCAGUCUAGAGUGCAGUAUUAUAUAAUAAUGAAGAGAGAUAUGCUUUAGGUUCCAGUAGAUGUCACUCACUGUACACUAAACAAACAGUCUCGGCACAGAAUCCUUAUGACAAUUAGUUCUAUUUCAGAAGACUGGAAAGCGUGAUAUACAGUACUGCCUUGUCACAAUUGUUUUGAAAUGUUUUUGUUUUUUAAACCAGUGUACCCUUGUAUUGAAGUUAAUUUACACUGGGCCUAACCAGGAUAUAGUUAUCUAGGAGCCUAUGUUCUUUCUGUGCUAUGUUUUGCCCGUAGUCCAUAGAAUGUUUUACAUGUUAUAAAAUUAAUAAAGCUUUAAUAAUGCAA
Molecule: messenger RNA, 6298 nt
Organism: Coregonus clupeaformis (lake whitefish)
Lineage: Eukaryota; Metazoa; Chordata; Actinopteri; Salmoniformes; Salmonidae
Gene: iqgap1
Product: IQ motif containing GTPase activating protein 1
Exons: 37
Coding region: 207-5180 (1657 amino acids)
Biological process (GO): regulation of actin cytoskeleton organization; regulation of GTPase activity
Cellular component (GO): cytoplasm; nucleus
Molecular function (GO): GTPase activator activity; calmodulin binding; actin filament binding
Source: RefSeq, a predicted model, not a curated record